AUGCCCUCCCUUUUCGACAGAAUACCAAAGGAUGAGAAUGUGUCUGUUGGUAACAACCCAUUAGAAUAUAUUUUUGAAGAAUCUAAAAGACAACAACAACAAGAGGAACAAAAACGCAAUGCUCAAAUUAAUGAUACUGAUUUUUUAUCUAAUGUGGUCCAUGUUGCUAAUGGUGUGACUCCAUUCAGACAAACUAUUUCUGAAAAAGAUAAGGAAAGAGCCAUUGCUAUUAAAUUAUCCAAAUUACCCAAUCAACUAGGUAAUACCACUCCCGCUAAAUUGGGCUACACAAAGACGAAUCCAAAAAAAAGCAAGCGUAUUGCCAUUGGUCCAUCUAAUGCCACUCACUCCAACGUUCAUUUGAAGAAUUAUUAUCCUAAGGAUAUUAAGAUUCCUCAAGAACUUAGUGCAAUGGACAACAAACAAAAUGCUAUUCUUCAAGAAAUCAGCUUAAAUGAGGACAAAUUGAAAUAUUUAAAUAGAUCCCAAAAAGUUUUAGAUGUUAGAAACAUUGAUAAAACUGUUACUUCCACUCAGUAUGAGAAAUAUAAUUUUGAGGAUAAAUUUAAAUUGAAAUUGAAAUACAUGGAAAAAAGAAGAAAGGAAAAGGAGGAGCUAAAACUCAAAUCGGUUGAAAAGGAAAGUGUUGAAAAAGGGGAAAACGAAGGGGAAGAAAACGAAGGGAAGGAAAAUGAAGAGGAAGAAGGAGAAAAGGAAGAAGAGGAAAAUAUCGCUCUUACGGGAGAGGAAGAAAAAGAGGGGAUGAAAGACGGUAAGGAAAUUCUACUAGAAGAAGAAAAAGAGGAUAGAAUUACACCACAAAAAGAGGAAGAAAUAGAAACAGAAAUCGAGAACAGCGAAAUUUCUCCAGAGAAGGAAAAUAAAGUUAUUUCAGAAGCUGAGAAUCAAGUUUUGCCAGAAAAUGAACUUUCCACAACUCAAGAGAAUUUUGAGUCUAUUACUAUCAAUAGUGAGCCGGUUAUUCUAGACAAAAAAACAAAUAAUUCUUUACCACUAGAAGAACACGCUACAGUUGAUGAACCUACAAAACAAGAUGAUUUACCAGAUGAAAAAUCCGGACAAGAUGUUGCCGCUUCUCCACCAUCCUCUGUAGAAGAUAAUAUUGAUAACAGCUAUAAAUUUAAGUUGGAAGAUGUGACUACAUUAUCCGAUUUCCCCAUUGUUACAGAUUUUAAUGCUGCUCCUCGUGUCAAGGUCACUAAUAUCAAAGCGCCAACCCAAAAUGACACUUCUAAUAGUAUUUUUUCCAUUUUUAGAUUAAAUAGACCACAGCCAUUAAAUACUGCUAAUAUGACUGGCAGUAGCAAAAUUACUGCUACUCCUAAUAAUCCAGAGUACAUUGUUAAAACAGAUAAGGGCUAUAUUUCAAAAGUAGUUUAUGAUAAAAUUAGGUUAGAUAUUGGGAGUAAUAAUAGAGAAAUCAAUAAAUACUUGGAUGAUCAAUCUAUUAAAUAUGAUAAAAAAAAAUACUCGUAUUCAAAAAAAUUGACUAAACUAGAUGGCAAAUUGGCCAAACUUUCCAAGAAAAUGGAUAAAUUAAAACAAGAAAAUGACGAAGAGCUAAAAAUUAGUGAUUUUGCCCAUCAAAAGCAUUUGCUUGAUUUAAAUUCCGCACACUUUGAUACAAGACAAAAAAUCUAUGAUGAAAAUGAUCUUUUAAAAGAGAAAAAAAUUGCUGACGCGGAAAAAGUUAAGAGUGAUCAGAUUGAACUUAAUAGGGAAAUUGAUGAAAUUAAAAAACUGGAGUCUGCUUUAGAAUCUAAACAUACUGAAUAUGUCGAAACUGUCAAAGAUUUAAGUAAUCAGCUAGAUGAACAUGUGGACAAAUUGAAUGCCUCAAUUGAUGAACAGAAAGAACUUUCAAAGCAUAUCAGUGAAUUGAAAGCCAGCAAAUCUGAUUUAGUAGCUCAAAUCAACUUGGCUGAACAAACGCACAAAGAGGCCACUAACAAGAUCGCCAGCAUUGACAACAAAGAAUAUUUACCACAACUAACUGCUAUUGAUACAGAAAUUAACAGUAAAAUGGAUGAACUUACUAGAUUGAAAAAAGCAAUCGCUGACGAAGUGGCUGCUUAUAGGCUACUUGAAAAAGACUUGGAAAAUAAACGCAUCGAAGAGGAGGCCAGAUUAGCUAAAGAACGCGAAGAAAUUGAAAAACUACACCAAGCUGAAUUGAUAAAACAGAAAGAAGAGUAUGCUCAAAAAGAGAAAGAAAUGGAAUCAGCUUAUCAAAAACAUUAUGAAGAAUUAAAUGAAAAGCAUAAUUCUGAGGUUAAUAACUUGAAUGGUAUUGUUCAGAAUAAAGAUGCUGCGUUAUUAAAGGAGCAGGAAGAAAGGGAAAAAGUUGCCAGAGAAAAGGUUAGACUAGCUGGGCUGGUUGCUAUAAGAGAUCAAGAAGAUGCCAAACAAAAGGAUUUAUUAUUAAAAACUGAGCAUUUAGAAAAGGCUCGUAAGCAAGCUGAAGCACAGGCUGGUGCGGAAGAAGCUGUAUUGAAUAACAAGAAUGAUUCUGUUGAUGUUCCUAGAAUUGCACCAGAUAACAUUAACGAAAAUGGGUCUAUAUAUACCUAUUAUACGCAAGAAGAAAUCAAGAGUUUAGAAUAG
Molecule: messenger RNA, 2625 nt
Organism: Saccharomycodes ludwigii
Lineage: Eukaryota; Fungi; Ascomycota; Saccharomycetes; Saccharomycodales; Saccharomycodaceae
Exons: 1
Coding region: 1-2625 (874 amino acids)
Source: RefSeq, a predicted model, not a curated record